CGUCAUUGCUUUUUUGCACGCAGUUUUCAAGCUCGGCUCAUCUUUUGUUUGAAGCGCAGACUGCUGCUUAUUCCGUUUCUUUUUUUUUUUUUUUUUUUUUUUUUUUCGCUUUUUUUUUUUUUUUUUUUUUUUUUCCUUCUUUUUCCUUCACCAACCCAAUUUCCCAAUUUCCCCCUCUCGUCGUAGUUGGAGUUCCCAUUAGCUCCAACGCUUCUUUCCAACCGCAGCCAUUUCAUCCGCAGCAGACAACCGCGAUCUCGGCCGACGCCGUACGACUUCGCUCAAUGAGCAGUCCACGUCGGCCCGCCCACACAACCCUCUCGACUCGAUGCGCAUCACGCCCAUGGGCCGGGACCAAUCCAACGCAGUCGUGACGGUUCUCGCAACCGACCCUGCUGGAAACACAACCGAGCUUGUCUACACGGACACAAGGCCAGUGGGCAAUGGCUCGUUUGGCGUCGUCUUCCAAGCUCGGCUCGUGCAGUCUGGUGUGAUGGUUGCCGUCAAGAAGGUCCUGCAGGACAAGCGGUUCAAAAACCGCGAGCUGCAGAUCAUGCGCAUGCUCUCACACUUCAAUGUUGUCCAACUGCUAUACUUUUUCUACUCGAACGGCGAGAAGCACGACGAGAUCUUUUUGAAUCUCGUUCUCGAUUUUGUGCCAGAGACUGUCUACCGAGUGUCGAGGUACUACAGCAAAUCAAAGACCAACAUCCCCAUGCUCUAUGUUAAGCUAUACACGUACCAGCUAUUCCGCUCGCUGGCCUACAUACACUCGCAAGGCAUCUGCCACCGCGACAUCAAGCCGCAAAACUUGCUGCUCGACCACCAAGCAGGCAUCCUCAAGCUGUGCGACUUUGGCAGCGCAAAAAUCCUCGUGCGCGGCGAGCCCAACGUGGCCUACAUUUGCUCGCGCUACUACCGCGCCCCCGAGCUCAUUUUCGGCGCCACCGCCUACACAACCUCGAUCGACGUCUGGUCUGCUGGCUGCGUGCUUGCCGAGCUCAUGCUCGGACACCCCAUGUUCCCUGGCGAGAGCGGUGUCGACCAGCUUGUGGAGAUUAUCAAGGUUUUGGGCACGCCAACACGCGAGCAAAUCAUGAGCAUGAACCCGAACUACACCGAGUUCAAAUUCCCGCGCAUCAAGGCACAGGCCUGGGACAAGGUCUUCAAGUGCAACCCGCCGGACUCUGCCAUCGACCUCACGUCCAAGUUGCUCGAGUACGUCCCCACUGCGCGUCUCACUCCCUUGCAAGCAUGCGCCCACCCCUUCUUUGACGAGCUCCGCGAUCCCGCAACCAAGCUUGCGAAUGGCCGCGACCUCCCGCCGCUGUUCAACUUUUCAUCAGCAGAACUCUCGUCGCAACCCGAGCUUGCAAGCGUGCUGAUUCCUCCUCACGCUCGUAAGCAGGAGUAAUUCCAAGAAGCACCUUCUCCGAAAAUGAGCCAAGGAAUCAAACGAUCUCUCCUCGCCUUCAGUUCCAUUUAGCCAUCUGUCUGUCACGAGGGAUUGAUUCUUUUGCGUUCCUUUUUUCAUUCGGUUUUUUUCCUUGUUGUCUUUGCAGUCUUUUGUCCCAUCCAUCUCCCCCAUCUCACACCUCUUCCCCAUCUCACACCUCUUCCUCUUCCUCCCAUCCAUCUCUCCCUUGUUUGUCCUUUGGUAGCUGUGUUUUUGUCUUUUUUUAACUCCAAUUUGUCGCCCUUGUUCAACUUUCUCUUGUCCCGCUAUUGUUGUGGGUGGCGUAUGCCCGUUUUUUUUUUCUCGUGUCCUGUUCCUGUGUAUGUGCGUGUCGUAAUUGCGUGUGCUUCUUGUGUUGGUUGUUUCAUUGUAACUUUGUCAAUGGUCGUAUUCCCC
This is a messenger RNA of Capsaspora owczarzaki ATCC 30864, 1852 nucleotides long. NCBI's taxonomy places the organism in Eukaryota, Filasterea, Ministeriida, Capsasporidae. The record is from the annotation of a RefSeq genome assembly.